Messenger RNA from Cryptococcus wingfieldii CBS 7118, 1356 nucleotides. Its product is annotated as kynureninase. Gene Ontology annotation, biological process: NAD+ biosynthetic process. The coding region runs from base 1 to 1356 and encodes 451 amino acids. The record is from RefSeq and is a predicted model, not a curated record. Gene Ontology annotation, molecular function: pyridoxal phosphate binding; kynureninase activity. Lineage: Eukaryota; Fungi; Basidiomycota; Tremellomycetes; Tremellales; Cryptococcaceae. Gene Ontology annotation, cellular component: cytoplasm. The transcript is spliced from 7 exons.
AUGUCUACUACACCCAGUAUCGAAGAGCUCAAAAAGUGGGACCAGCAAGAUCCUUUCAACUGGACUCGCGCUGAAUUCGAGAUCCCGACCAUCGCGGCCUGCGGCGGUCAAGGAGAGGGCGACUCUAUCUACUUCUGCGGCAACUCGCUCGGCCUGCUCAACAAGAAUGCCAGGAAACAUAUGAUUGAAGAGCUCGAUGUCUGGGGUACCAGCUCUGUGACGGGCCAUUUCAACCACCCGCACAACCGUCCAUGGAAACACGUCGACCGCCCACUCACGCCUCUCCUCGCCAAGCUCAUCGGAGCGAAAGAAGAUGAGGUCGCGCAUACCUCGACGUUGACGAGUAAUAUUCACAACUUGUUUACGAGCUUUUACAGGCCGACGGAGAAGAGGUGGAAGAUUGUGAUUGAGAAGGGCAGUUUCCCUAGUGACUGGUAUGCGAUCCACUCGCACCCGAAGUUGCACGACAAGGUGCUCAGCCAGGCUCAGAUUGAUGAUGCGAUUAUCGGUCUGGAACCCAGGGAAGGCGAGGACGUGCUCCGUACGGAGGACAUUCUGAAGGUGAUCGAGGAGAACAAGGACACUAUUGCCGUCGUCUGGCUCCCGCUGGUACAGUACUACACUGGUCAGCUCUUCGAUAUCGCCGCCAUCUCGCCAAAGGUCCACGACAUCGGAGCAUUGCUCGGUAUUGACAUGGCACACGGUACCGGCAAUGUCGAAUGCAAGCUGGACGAGUGGAAUGUCGACUUUGCCGUCUGGUGUACUUACAAGUAUCUGAAUGCUGGACCGGCGGCUAUUGGGGGCAUGUUUGUGCGGGAAGGACUGGAUGAUGGUGGUCGACGCCUUGCUGGAUGGUGGGGCAACGACGCUGCCACGCGAUUCCAAAUGGACCCGGAAUUCCGAGCGACCCCAGGCGCCAAGGGCUACCAACACUCUUGCACCCCCGUCUUCUCCUCCAUCCCCCUCCUCGCCACUCUUGAUCUUAUCGACAAAGUCGGCUUUGCCAACAUGGUCGAAAAGGGAAAGAAACUCACGGGGACGCUGGAGAUGCUGCUGAAGGCUUCGCCAUACUAUGCAAAGAAGGACGACCCGAAGGGAAAGCUCGGGUUUAGGAUUAUCACGCCAGAAGCGCCUUUCCGCGGAACCCAAUUAUCCGUUGUGAUCUUGCCCGAGGAGGAGCAUGUGAUGCCCAAGAUCUUUGAAAAGAUGCUCGCGAGGGGUUUGGUGGGAGACGAGAGGCAGCCGAGUGUGAUCAGGUUGAGUCCUGUUGUUCUUUACAAUACGUUUGAGGAUGUAGGCAGGGCUGUGCAGAUCGUGGAAGAGGCGUUCAAGGAGUAUGAAAAGGAGCGAGAAUAG